Messenger RNA from Carassius carassius (crucian carp), 2510 nucleotides. RefSeq names its product serine/threonine-protein kinase BRSK1-like. The coding region runs from base 40 to 987 and encodes 315 amino acids. The record is from RefSeq and is a predicted model, not a curated record. The transcript has 6 exons. Lineage: Eukaryota; Metazoa; Chordata; Actinopteri; Cypriniformes; Cyprinidae.
UCUGCGGUGCUGAAGUCGGUGACUAAAAGCCUGUAUCCCAUGUCUCAGGUCACCCCUCAGGGCUCUCCCCUGCCUACCCCGCUGGGUACCCCUGUGCAUCACCCCCACCCCCCCACCGCUACCCCACCCUCUUCCUCCUCUUCCUCUUCUUCCUCCCGAGCCGAGGGAGGAAGUGUGGGCGUGGGCUCACUCUCCUUGACCCCACCCUCUAGUCCAGGGGGAGGCGCCAGCAUGGCGGCCAGUAGCUCCGCCCACUGGAGGACACGCCUCAACUCGUUAAAGAACAACCUGUUGGGGUCGCCGCGGUUCCACCGCCGCAAACUGCAGGUGCCAGCCUCAGAAGACAUGUCCAGUUUAACACCAGAAUCAAGCCCAGAGCUGGCUAAAAGGUCCUGGUUUGGGAAUUUCAUCAGUCUGGAGAAAGAAGAGCAGAUUUUUUUGGUCAUCAGAGACAAACCUCUUAGCUCUAUUAAAGCGGAUAUCGUCCAUGCCUUCCUCUCUAUUCCCUCCCUCAGUCACAGCGUAAUCUCUCAGACCAGUUUCCGAGCAGAGUAUAAGUCAUCUGGAGGUGCGUCUGUCUUCCAGAAACCUGUCAGAUUCCAUGUAGACAUUUCCUUUUCUGAGGGGGAACGAGAGCGAGAGCGGGAGAGAGAGAGAGACAAGGAUGGACAGAAGGAUUACAGAAUCUACAGUGUAACGUUUAGCCUCAUAUCAGGCCCUAGUCGCAGAUUCAGACGAGUUGUUGAAACGAUUGAAGCCCAGUUGCUCGGUGCUCAUGAUCAGCCCAUGGUGCAAACUCUUUCAGAUGAGAAGAACAGUCGCCCUCCUAGAACACCAACUAGACAGAACUCUCGGCGCUCAGAGGGCGGAGCCGACCGCUGCGAGUGGGUGGAGCGUGGAGAGGGCGGGGUUUUACUCCAGCGCAGGGGGUCGGGCAGAGAAAGAACCCGCCUACUUUCCUCCAGUGGAACACAAUCACAGCCCUGAGCUGGAAAUAUUGUGAAUAAUCAGCAAUUCAUCAAGAUGAUAGCCAUGAUGUGAGACUAAACUAAACGUUCCUUCUCCCCUUGUCACCUCAGAACAUCAUGAUGGUAAAAUGUGUAUUUAAAGGAGCUUUUUGAAAGCCUAAUGAAACCAAAUACUGAUAGACAUUGUGCAAGAACAUGGGAUGCAAUGAAGCAAGAACCGUCUCCAUUGUAUGAUAAUACAACGAGGAACACCUCCAACCUUUCUUCUGAAACGUAUUUAAUUUGUCAUCCCGGACAAUGCUUUGAUUUAUGCUGUAGGUUCUCUCAUGUGAUUUGGAAGUAAUGUGCAAAACUUGAGUUGAUAAUGACAUUCAUGAAACGAAAGGUUUCAGUUGGGGGUAGCACACCAUCUGUUCCUUACAGGCCUGGUCUCCGUUUCAGCGAUCCAGUAAUUAUAGCAACAGAGUCUGAAUUUUUAUCCUCCAAAAAUCACGUUUUAAAGAAAAUAUCUAGAGAUCCAGAUCCAGAAGCUAUUAGCGCCAAGAGUCUGCUCAGACGUAUGCAAUAAAAAUCAAUAAGCUACAAAAGAUUCAGUUUAACAAAGCUGCACAUGCUGAAUCUUUUAAAACAUGAUUACCUCGUUGAGCGGACAGACUCAUGAUGAUUUUAUGACCGUAAAUAAAUUGCUCACCAGCCCUAUUUAUUAGCUAUACACAACUUCAUUUUCACUCUCCAUAGAAAUGCUGCAUGCUAAAUAACGUCCAGCGUCAACCCCAAUGACUGAUCGUGAUUGUAAAACAUUGCUGCGUGCGUUUACACAUCCAAAUCUGGCCUCGAUUCACUCUUUUGGAAAGAAUUCAAAUAUAAAGUUUCCUUUUUAGAUGCCAAAGGGAACGAGAAUCUUUCCAAAAUGUGAAAGGAUGUUUAUCCCGAUUCUCUGUUGCUGCAAGACGUUUGGUUGAAGCCAACCAAGUGAAUGUCAUUGACUAUUUUAUUUGUGAAUUUUAGUUUAUUGAAAACUAUUUAUUUGAAUAUUACCCCCGGUGAUUGAAAAACAAUUAGCCAUUAGGUGUACAUAUCCAUAUUUAAGAAAGAAUAGAAUGUCUGAGGUACAAAACAAUACAUAUUUUGGGGGAAUUGCAACAUAAUCUAUGGCAAAGGUCACUUCUCGUUUAAACAAGCAAACAAAUGCUUUUGACUCGUGUCUUAAAUAUAUUUUUAAUUUAAAUCGCUAAAUAUAUAUAUUUAAAAAAUACUCUUUAAAGAUCCCUUGCAACGGAACAGAAAUGCAAAAAUAAUUACAAGAUUUCCUGAACCCGCCCCCAAAUCUGCCAGUCAAACAGAUAGCCACGCCCCAAACUCACACCAUUGGUUGAGCCAAAGUUGCUUAUUAAUUCAAAUGUUCCUUACAUACACUCUUGGUUAUUUGUAAUUUAUUUUUUAAGCAUUUGUGGUUCCAUGAAGAACUCUUAACAUCCAUGGAUCAUUCCACAAAAGUUUCUUUAGAUAAUAAAAAUGUUUUUCACACUAAGAAAAAAAAAA